CAUCGCACGAGAUGGUGGUUGCCUGCUGCAAGUUCCUAUGCUAUUUCUGCCGCACGUCGCGCCAGAACCAGAAGGCCAUGUUCGACCACCUUCCCUUCCUCCUGGAGAACAGCAACAUUCUUCUCUCGCGACCCUCACUUCAAGGCACCACUCCCCUCGACGUCGCUUACUCGUCCCUCAUGGACAACACUGAGCUCGCCCUUGCCCUCAGGGAGCACCACCUGGAAAAAAUAGCGGUGUACUUGUCGCGCUGCGGCCUGCAGAGCAACAGCGAACUCGUCGAAAAGGGCUACCCCGACCUCGGCUGGGACCCUGUAGAGGGCGAGCGCUACCUCGACUUCCUGAGGUUCUGCGUCUGGGUGGGAGGCGAGAGCGUGGAGGAGAACGCGAACCUGGUGAUCCGUCUGCUGAUCAGGAAACCCGAGUGCCUUGGGCCCGCCCUGCGAGGCGAGGGAGAGGGCCUCCUGUGCGCCAUCGUCGACGCCAACAAGAUGUCGGAAAGAAUAGCCAUGCAGCGCAUGGGCGCGGAGGCGGAGGGUGUGAUGGAGCACCCGAUGCCAGCAGGCGAGGAUGACGUGGACUACAUCGACACAGGGGCCGCCAUCCUCAGCUUCUACUGCACACUCGUCGACCUGAUGGGGCGUUGUGCCCCCGAGGCGCAACUUAUCGCCCAGGGCAAGAACGACAGCCUGCGCGCCCGCGCCAUCCUGCGCUCGCUGGUGCCACUUGAAGACCUGCAGGGCGUGCUGUCGCUCAGGUUUUCCCUCUCGAACUCGUCGGACGGCGGAAGCGACAUGCCCUCGGGUCUCGUGCCCUCACACAAGCAGAGCGUCGUCCUCUUCCUGGAGCGCGUCUACGGCAUGGAGGACAAGGAGCUCUUCUUCAAGCUCCUCGAGGAAGCUUUCCUCAUGGACCUCAGGGCGGCGACGCUACUCGAAAAAGCUGAUGGCACCGAGUCUGAGAUGGCGUUGGCCCUGAACCGCUACAUCGGCAACUCCAUCCUGCCUGCUCUCAUCAAGCGCUCGAGCUUCUACGCUGACGCGGAGAGUAACGCUCCUCUCUUGGACGCCACCCUGCACACCGUCUAUAGGCUCUCCAAGUGCAAGAUCCUGACGAAGGGUCAGCGGGAGAUGGUGUCAGACUUCCUUGUGGCUCUGACCCGCGAGAUGCAGCCCGCCAUGUUGCUGCCGCUGCUGCGUAAGCUCACCAUCGACGUGUCGAAGCUCUCAGAGUACACCACAGUCGCGCUCAGGCUGCUGACGCUGCACUAUGAGAGGUGCGGCAAAUACUAUGGUGCCUCAGCAGCGACGCCGGGUACCGCCACGGAGGAGGAGAAGCGUCUCACCAUGAUGCUCUUCACCAACAUCUUCCAGUCGCUCUCCAAGAUGGAGUAUGACCCUGAGCUCUUCGGCAAGGCGUUGCCGUGUUUGUCUGCCAUCGGUUGUGCUCUGCCGCCCGACUACUCCCUCACCACCGGCUACGAGGACGAGCUCUACAACACGUCCUCUACCGCAGAGGGUCCCUACAACCCCCUGCCCAUCGACAUCUCAAACGUGGAGCUGGACCAGGACAUCACAGACCUGGUGCACAAGUUCAGCGAGCACUACCACGACGCGUGGGCCGCGCGUAAGCAGGAGAACGGCUGGACCUACGCGGAGACACGCAACGACGAGGAGAGGAAACACCCCAGGCUCAAGCCCUACGGCAUGCUCUCUGAUUACGAGUGUGAGCGCUACAGGGAGCCGGUGAGCCAGGCUCUUAAGGCGCUCCUCGCCCUCAAGUGGUGCAUCGAGUACGAGAGCAGCGACGGCGGCGCCGGCAGGGACAUGAUACACUCCAGUGACUCGAUGUCGGAAAGAAUAGCCAUGCAGCGCAUGGGCGCGGAGGCGGAGGGUGUGAUGGAGCACCCGAUGCCAGCAGGCGAGGAUGACGUGGACUACAUCGACACAGGGGCCGCCAUCCUAGGCUUCUACUGCACACUCGUCGACCUGAUGGGGCGUUGCGCCCCCGAGGCGCAACUUAUCGCCCAGGGCAAGAACGACAGCCUGCGCGCCCGCGCCAUCCUGCGCUCGCUGGUGCCACUUGAAGACCUGCAGGGCGUGCUGUCGCUCAG
This is a messenger RNA of Hyalella azteca, 2113 nucleotides long. RefSeq names its product ryanodine receptor. The annotation marks the transcript as partial. Gene Ontology annotation, biological process: calcium ion transmembrane transport. The record is from RefSeq and is a predicted model, not a curated record. NCBI's taxonomy places the organism in Eukaryota, Metazoa, Arthropoda, Malacostraca, Amphipoda, Hyalellidae. Gene Ontology annotation, molecular function: ryanodine-sensitive calcium-release channel activity. Gene Ontology annotation, cellular component: calcium channel complex; sarcolemma; smooth endoplasmic reticulum. The transcript is spliced from 12 exons.